AUGAUCACAGAUCGUUUCACCCACAUUCUCAACAUAUUGAAGAAAUGGCUUUCACGGCUUGCACGUCGCUCUGCGAGUUUAUUCUUCGUCGUCUUGUCUUCACUGCAUCGUUUUGUAGCACGUCAUUUGAAGCUCGGUGAUCGGAGAUUGAUCACUCGUUUUGCCAGCGGGGUGCCCCCACGAUCUCAAGAGGAUAUCAAAGGAGAGGGUUCAUGUGUUUGCCCGAGUCUUCUGCCGCCUGGUCAAAUGGGGCGGGAAGCUGGAGAGCCACCAUCGCCCUCAGACGAUCCUUACACAGGAUCCCAUUUACCUUUGCGAAAGAGUACAGGGAUGCCUCCGUUGGACCCUAAUCCAACAACGAUAGGAUACACUAGUGCCACUCACACAGAUGGGCUCCAUCAAGGCCCUGUGUCAAGUUCACACCUGUCUCUGCGUAUGGAAGAGGGUUCUACGAAAAGCAAGACAUUCCUCAAGGACGGCGCAUUGCAGGAGCCCAGCAGUCCAGGCCCUUCGCGCCUUUCUGGCCACCAUGAACUGUCCACGAUACAUUCACGACCACGAGGAUACAUGGACGAUGCUCAUUCUUUGAAUACAAUGCGCACGCCAUCCAUGAGGCAUUUGGCGCCUGGUAUGUCCUAUUCCCUACACGCGUCCAGUAGUCGUGUUUCGGUGAGCACGGGUCACUCUUUUACACGAUCAAUUGCUGGUUCGGAAGCCCGACAAGCUGCAUAUCGAGCACACACGGGAACUGACCAUUCUCGCCCGUCUCGCCCGAGUAGCAUCUAUAGUAUCGCCGAUGUACACCACGGAUCCCGGAAUACGGUUUAUACUCCAUUGGAUUCGUCUGCCCAGGCUGUGCCGAUACCAGGUCACGGUUUAGAUCAUCAUGUGCAUUACACUGCUCCCCCCGGCAACAAUGAGCAGGUACCGGGCUCAGAGGUCGUCAUGGUCUAUGACGGCCCGGAGCUAAGCUCUAUGGUUCCGGAUGAUGUCAAGAGGUAUGGCAGGUGCCGUUACCGAGAGUACAAGGUCACCAGCUUUACCAUCCAUGCUUUGACAUUGGCUGCACCUGACAUGGAUGUGCCCGAAGGAUGGACUGCGUUUAUGCACCCAGAGGGCGCUCGUUAUUUUGUGAACCAAGAAACGAGAACAUUCACAGACAUGAAUGUUUGUGAAGCAGAUAUACGCGAUGACAUCGAAUACUUCAUGCACUAUCUGCUGGACGAACUGCAGCAGACCAUCGAGGACAGGAACCUCUCGCUCGACAUGGAGCAGGUGGACCUCGUGGUUGAGCCCAAGACCUUUGGUGGCGACUCUGUCAUCUGUUGCUAUUAUUUCGUCAAUCACCACGACAGAUGCCUCUUUUGGUUAGAUGACUUUAAUCCCGAAGAUAUUAUCUCAGAAUGUAAAGGCAUCAACAACCUCUCACAUAUAUGGCUUGCCGUUGAAGCGCAAUACUGGAAACAUUGGGAUUAUUUUCCUGGUUUGUGUCCGGUUACACAAGACAUUGUCGAUGAACUCAAUGAUAUGUUGGUACAUGCGACAUGUGACCACUUAACAUCGCUGCAGUCUUGUGCGGCGUUUGACGCCAUUGAACUCAAGGAUCAUCUUUCUGUGGUUGACAAAAUCAAGGUCCAUACCACUCAGACUGCCCCUGCGCAUCAGAGUGUGCGACGAGGUCACGCUGCUAUUGUCAUUGGCCGCAUCAUGUAUACGUUCAUUCAUAAUCGCUUUGUGAAUUAUCACGGUGAAGAUUGUGUGAGGCUGAUAUUUGAACAAUCGGUCCAUGGUUGGUCAUAUAAACCAUCACCGUUGAUGAUCAUUCUCGCACCCCUUCUGUUGCUUGACCCUGUGGCUCAAGUCCAAGAACUGCACAAGAUUUUUGUGGAUGAGGUUACUUACGAAGCACGGUGGCGAGAAUUCUGCUUAAAAUUCAAAGGGCAGCUUCAGGACUCUAACCUCUUGGCCACUGUCUUACUCAAUGCCAACGUCGGGUUUCUCGCCAUCAACACUGUUGAUAGAAGCGGUAGAAAUGCCAUUCAAAUGGCAAGCUACAUGUCCUUGGUGACGAGCUUGGGGAGCAUAGUCGUCGGCCUGUUCUUUGUCUCACAUGAUCGAACAUCUGGACAAAAUACAGCCACGGAAGCGGCAGAAUUUUUAGGAAGACUUCACAAUAGAAAACACGGACUGGAAAAGCUGGCUAUAAUUUAUAGCCUCCCAAAGGCAUUGCUGAUUAUGGCCUUCUUCUUUGCGGCAUUCUCGAUCGAUUGGUGGAAAGCUGGAGAUAAAACUUCCAGGAGCAUCGUUGGUUCUGUGACACUGGUCGUAUUGGUGAUGAUUUUAAGCAGCAUCAUUCUAACCAGGGACGAAGCAAUAUGGUCGUGGCGGCUAAUCUGGCGGUUGUUUGGAAACAUCACCCAGGAACUGUUGUCUCGUCUGGCUAACGCUUGGAAGCAAAUCAUUGCGCUCGGCCAAAUCGACCUUGUUGGUCCCUCUGCCGAGGCGGAUAUUCCAAUGCCUAUCACCUCUUAUAUCACAACUUUACCUGAUCCAGAACUAGACAAUCAUGAAAAUCGUCCCGACUCCCCUAUCACCCAUGUCCGGCUAGGCCACCAUACCGCUUCGGUACACGUACCUCAGCAACCACAUGCUGGCAACUUCGUGCAGCCAUUAUCGGAUUCACACACCAACCUAGUUGUUCUGUCACGCAUAGGCUCUUUGCAACAGAUUCGAGAAAAUACCCAGACAGAUUUCCAGGAUCAAUCUACCACGGAGGCUCACCGCGAGCACGGUAGUGCCCCAUUAUCCGUGCACUUUGACACAUUGCCAAGCUCUACAUCAGAAGGGAUGGUUGAAACACCGGCCAGUGCACCACGGAAUUCUGAUGUUCUCCCAACCACGACAAGCAUCUUGUCCAAGCAUGGAUUACACAGUGCAGCGGUAGCCACCGACACGGAGGUGCCCAUAUUGCCUGAUUUAUUUGAAGUGGUCGAAGAGCCCCGGGACCUCGAACAUCCUUCGAGCACAACGCCACCUCCAAGAAUCUAUGCUAGAAGCGCCACUGGUGACCAUUUUCAUCGUGCGCCAGAGGCUCCGCAGUCGACACUUGAAGCUGGUCAUGAUGACAUAAUAGAGGAGUGCCAAGAGUAG
Molecule: messenger RNA, 3150 nt
Organism: Suillus discolor
Lineage: Eukaryota; Fungi; Basidiomycota; Agaricomycetes; Boletales; Suillaceae
Exons: 13
Coding region: 1-3150 (1049 amino acids)
Molecular function (GO): protein binding
Source: RefSeq, a predicted model, not a curated record